Panicum virgatum (switchgrass) is the source of this 1968-nucleotide messenger RNA. RefSeq names its product organic cation/carnitine transporter 2-like. NCBI's taxonomy places the organism in Eukaryota, Viridiplantae, Streptophyta, Magnoliopsida, Poales, Poaceae. Gene Ontology annotation, biological process: transmembrane transport. The record is from RefSeq and is a predicted model, not a curated record. The transcript has a single exon. Gene Ontology annotation, cellular component: membrane. Bases 79 to 1680 code for a protein of 533 amino acids. Gene Ontology annotation, molecular function: transmembrane transporter activity.
GCACCGUCUCCGACUCGCACCUCACGAGCAGCCAAGAGCAAAGGCAAGCCCGCUCACGAACACCCACCCACCGUGGCAAUGGCCGACACGGCCACCACCGCCCCGCUCCUGACGAGCCACAAGCCGCCCAAGGCGCCGACCAUCGAUGAAACCAUCGAGAAUUACGUCGGCGCCACCGGCGUCAUGCAGCUGUUCAAGGCCGUCCUGCUGGCCUUCGCCUGGGCCUUCGACGCGCAGCAGGUGUUCAUCUCCGUGUUCACGGACGCCGAGCCGCAGUGGCGCUGCACCGGCGCCUCGGCGUCCUGCUCGCCGGCCGCGCCGCCGGCCGCGCCGUGCGGACUCCCGCCGGGCGCGUGGGCGUGGGACCGCCCCGCCCAGACGACCAUGGUCUCGGAGUGGGCGCUCAAGUGCGCCGGCCCCGCGCUCGUGUCGCUCCCGGCGUCGGCCUUCUUCGCCGGCUGCCUGGCGGGCGGGUUCCUGCUCACCACGCUCGCGGACUCGCUCCUCGGGCGCAGGAAGAUGCUCCUCACGUCCCUCGUGUCCAUGUCCGUCGCCGGCGUGCUCACCGCGUUCGCGCCGAACGUGUGGGCGUACGCCGCGCUACGGUUCGUGUCCGGGUUCGGGCGCUCCAUGGUGGGCACGUGCACGCUGGUCCUGUCCACGGAGCUCGUCGGCAAGCGGUGGCGCGACACGGUGAGCGUGGCCGGCUUCUUCUUCUUCACCGUCGGGUUCCUGUCCCUCCCGGCGCUCGGCUACACGUUCCGCGAGGCGUCGUGGCGGAACAUGUACCUGUGGACGUCCGUGCCGUCGCUCUGCUACUCCGUCCUGCUCUACUUCCUCGCCCAGGAGUCGCCGCGGUGGCUGCUGGUGCGCGGCCGGAAGCAGGACGCCAUGGACACGCUGCAGCAGAUCGCGUCGCUCAACGGCAACAGCAUCACGUCCAGCUUCUCCAUGCUGCACGCGUGCACAAUGCACGCGGACGACGGCGCCGGCGCCGGCGGCGCGUUCGCCACGAUGCGGUCCAUGUGGGAGCGGCCGUGGGCGCUCCGGAGGCUGGCGGCGAUCAUGACGACCAGCUUCGGCGUCGGCAUGGUCUACUACGGCAUGCCGCUCAACGUCGGCAGCCUGGGCACCAACCUGUACCUGAGCGUUACGUACAACGCGCUGGCCGAGCUGCCGUCGGCUGUCCUGUCGCUGGCCUUCAUCGGCAGGGUGAACCGCCGGAGCACGGUCGUCGCGCUCACCGCGACGGCGGGCGCUUUCAGCCUCAUGUGCGUCGCCAUCCCGGAGGGCUCGACGGCGCGGAUGGUAUCCGAACUGCUCUCCUUCUUCGCGACCAUCACGGCGUUCAACCUCAUCCUGAUCUACUCCAUCGAGCUGUUUCCGACGUCGGUGCGCAACUCGGCGGUGGGGCUGGUGCGGCAGGCGCUGGUGCUGGGCGGCGUGGCGGCGCCCGUGCUCGUCGCGCUGGGACGGCAGCGGAGCUUCUGGUCCUUCGGCGUGUUCGGGCUCUGCAUCGGGUGCUUGGGGCUCUUCGCCGCCUGCCUCCCGGAGACGAGGGGCCGGAGCAUGUCGGACACCAUGGAGGAGGAGGAGCACAAGCAGGCCGCCGCCGCCACGGCCUGCACCGGCGGCGGCGCAACCGACAUUGCCACGAAGGAUAACAGUGACGCCGUCUAGUGACGACGUCCGUGUACGUUUCACGACGCGGCAAUAAUUGCUGCUCUGAUGAUGAUAUUUCGGCGGCGGCGGGGGCUACAUAGGCCUAGCACCAAGCUGUCAGCCUGCCGCCUCUGUCCAACCGUGUAAAGCUUGCUGCCAAAGGUGUGUUUAGCUCGCGAAAAGUUUGCUGUAGCAUGUUUCGGUUUUAUUUGGCAACUAUUGUCCAAUCAUGGAGUAAUUAGUCUCAAAAGAUUCGUCUCGUCAUUUACAACCAAACUGUGCAAUUAGUUAUAUUUUUUAACUACA